CAUCCGUACACAGCCGCCUCAGUUCUCCGGUUCGGUUCGUCGGAGAGAUUUCACGAGUUCUGACGAGUUCGCAUUACAUUUCUGGAAGUGUUUCUAUUCCGUGGUGACGGCCUCAAGAAGAAGUGAAGAGCAAAAUAAGUGGAGCUUCCGUAGCGCUGUUUAUCCAACUUCCGUGCAUUUGGGGUCACUGUCAGGGACCGCGGGGUGUUCUUUGCGGCGUAUUUUGUGGGCCUUUCGGGCCCCCUAAACAGUGGUGGUGUCUUUGUGUGCCCGAAUAGAAGGAAAAAAAAACAGAGAAAGAGCGCAAAAGAAACGCGGAGUUGCGGACGCAGUGGCAGGCACGGCAAACAUGGUGAUUUCGUCCAGAUUGCCCGCAGGAGCGACUCUUUGUGGGAUUCCGGGUGGAUACUGUGUGAAAAGUGGGACAUUUUGUGAUGCAAUUAGGCGGUGAAGGAGCCGCACAAGGAAGGUGGGAAGAAGAAAAGGCAAGAAAGUUCCAAAUCGAUGAGGAAAAACUCAUUCGAUACGCAUUGUGGUGGUUGUGUGUGAGUGCGGUGUUUUUCUCGCACACACAGAGAACAAGCCUGAGGAGCUUGUGAAUGAGAGAGAAGAGAAGAAACUCGGUGACGGUUCCACAACCCCGCGCGGAGUACGCGAGUAAAGAGAACCCGAACUCCGGGUACGAGAACUAUUUCCUCCCGGCAACAUCCACCCCCCCAUUGAGGAAGGGAAGAAGUGUCUUCCGCCCUCUCCCUCCAAGAAGGAACCGUGUCAAGUGCGUGUGUGGUGUGUGCAUCAAAUGAAAUUGCAUCGAUUGGGGGGCACCAUUGGACGCUAUUGUGGCAGAAGGCGCGCAAAGUUGAUGGAUAGAGCACCAAAUGACUAGAAAUUCCUCUUAUAUGGCGCUCUCAUUCGUACGCCUCUGUGCUGUGUUUACCUUUGGAUUAUUCCUCACCAAUGGAUUCCUCUCAGUGUUUGCCUUUAUCAACAAAGAUGGACCGGGCCCCAGAUUGAGUUUUGCCCACGAGCCACCAACCCUGGGGAUUGUGUCGAGAAAAUCUCCUCUUCUCCUGCCAUGCUCUGUGAAUUUCACACGUGAUUUUUCUUAUGCCGGUGUGGAUAUUAACUUUGAUGGAGAUGAUGAUAAUUAUGACGAUGUUGACGAUAAUGAUGGGGAUGAAGGUCUUAAUACCAAUAAUUACGAGGAUAAUCCAAAAUUUACGCUAUCUCAUCGCAAUGCAGAAGAUUUUGCGAAUUUCGUUGAAAUUAAGUCUACUUACGAUUCAAGUGUAAUAAAUGAUGAGGACAAUGAUGCGAAGGAGGAUACCGAUGAUGAUUUCGAUGGAUUUCGAUUUCGUCGUCAAAUUUCCGAUCCGUCGUUUUCUUAUGUUUGGUACCGCAAUGGGGAAAUUCUUGUGGAACAAAAUCACAAUUUUCGGAUCUUCCCCAAUGGAACACUCAAGAUUUUCUAUUCGGACUAUGCAAAUGGCAUCUACAGAUGUUUGGUCAAUGAUACUAAAUCAAUUUAUGGCGCUAUUAUUUCUCGUGAGAGUAAAAUAUACAAAACAGAAUUCACACGUGGGAGUAACGAAUCGAGUAUAUUGGUGGAAGUUGGGAGUCCCUUAGUAUUAAAUUGCCCCUUUAGCAGCACACCGAGGGCAAAUGUGACGUGGUUUUUCAAGUCAAAGAGCAUCCUUUCACCCACAGUCGAUGGACGAGAUAACAGAUUCUUUCAGCUGCAGAAUGGCAGUUUACUCAUUGUGAACGCCAAGAGUACAGAUAGUGGCAAAUACAAGUGUGUUGCGAAAAAUGAGUAUUUGCAGAAAUCUGAAAGGAUUUUCAUGCCACAAGUUACGGUGAUGUCCUCAAGGAACAAUCGCUAUGGAUUGUUUCCGGCACUCCAAGAAGUAGAGCAGAAGAUUAUUAGUGGUGACACAAUGCAGCUGUUCUGUGUCCCAUUUGGUGGGGAAAAUGUGGAAUGGAGUUUCACGCCGAGAACAUCGUCGAUACCGAUAAAAUUAAGUGGCGUUAAAUACGAAUUGAAGUACACAAAUGUCUCUCGUGAGCAGCACGAAGGGGUCUACAAUUGCUCCACGAGGGCGUCUUAUCAGGUUUUCAACGUUACUAUCCUCAUUCCGCCAGCAUUUGAACAAAAUUUAUCCUCUGUGGCAUCCACAAUGGGGGCUUCGGUGACACUGUCGUGUAUGGCAAGUGGAAGCCCUCAGCCAUGGAUAACGUGGUACCACAAUGGGAGACUCCUAAAGAAUUCCCAUGCAAUCCACUAUGAUGACCACGAGCUGAGAUUACAGUCGAUUGAGCCGGAAGAUGAGGGGAUUUACCAGUGUUUUGCGAAAAAUGACGCCGGUGAGAUACAAAUGUCGGCGAAUUUGUCGCUGAGGAAGAGAAAGAAACUGUCGCGAUUGUACAAUGUGAAAUGCUAUCCAGUCAAUUACACCACUGUUCGCGUACAAUUUGACUCCCUCGAACCCAUUCAUAUGGUGAAUUACUACCUCGCCACGGAGAAUCCCUACACGUGGCUAUCACCGCGUCCACUGGAGAUUCGGCGCAACAAUACCGUGAUUAUUGUUGGGGAAAUGGCACCCCUAAAGGCCUACACGCUGUACAUUAGGGGUCACAAGAAGGAUCACAUUGAGACAAUUGGGAAGCACGUGAAGACGCACAUGCUCAUGGGGAGGCUCUCAAAGGGUGUUAAAUGUGCCACCCAAGGAUUGGAAAUUUUCUCCACACCUUUCCCCAGUGGGAUCUUUAUUUGGUGGCCCCACGUGAAGGAUCUCCCAAUUGAGUCGUUUAGGAUUCAAUUUAGGCAUAGGGACACGAAGAAUCCCAUUGUUUUCUCGGACCAAAUCAUCGGAACCACCUGUGAGUUGGAUGAGUAUCGGACGUGGCAGGAGAUUGAGAGUAAUUUAACGAAGAUUGCGGCAGAGACGAAUAUUGUCACGGUACGAUUGAGACGGGAUUUGGCAGCACUUGAGGGUACGCAAAUGAUGGAUUCGGUGGAGAAUGCAAAUUCAGGCAUGUGGGAUGGUGGGAGUACAACGGAAAAUCCAAGGAGAUCCACAAAUUUGGGGUACAAUGAAACAAGGACGGAACUUUUAAUCCCCGGCAAUGUGACCGGAAUCCUCAUUCCGAAUUCAAGUAAGAUCGAAGUGAGGGUUCUCGGGGCGACACCAGAUAAUCCCAUUGAUGAGCAGGAUUUGCAGUUUAUCCCUUGGAAGACGAUCGAAAAUUCCCCAAAUGGUGUUUCCCAGCUCCGUGUGAAUGCGGUCAAUGCCAAGAGUGUCCAACUUUCUUGGAAUUCAUUUGGACCCAAACAUGCCAAUUCAUGCCUCAAACUCUGCUUCAGAAACAUCAAUCAGGAUGUCCUCAUACGUGGUGGGAAGAAUGAUGAAUGCCAAACGAUCAAUGCAAAUAGCUCAUCGGUGGAGGUGAAAUCAUUGCCACCAUUUACCAAGUACCGAAUGUAUUUGAGCAAUUGCAAUUCGACACAACCCAUCACCGAUGUCAUCUACGUGCAGACACAUCAAGAUGUUCCUGGUCCAGUGACAAAGCACCGACUCACAUGGAAUGAUGGCAUAACACUCCAUUGGGGACCACCGGUGAAUCCCAAUGGUGUCCUACAGUAUUAUUCAAUUGUGUGGAACACGAAGGAGAUGGAGAUGUCGGCAAAUGUUAGCAUCAAUGAGAAUACCUUUAAGUUGUCGAAUGUGACGGUCAUGGAUCGAAUUAAUAUAACAAUUCGUGCCGUGGGAAGUGCUGGUGUUGGUAUUCCCAUUUACGUGAAUCUUCCAGGAGAGAAGGCGACAAAGGAGGUGGAUGACAAGGAGAGUACGACAAAAGCAAAAUAUUUGGGGAUUCUUAUUGGGGUUCUCCUGUCCUUGGUGAUUGUCUUUAUUUUUGCCGUGGUAUUCAUUAAAUUUCGCAGCUGUACGAAAAAUCGGCAAAAUGGGGUGAAUCACAAUGCAAAUAUGGCCUAUGAUCAGUCAAUGCAUCCAUGUAGUCGGGAUAAUCAUGAGAUGCAGACGCUAAUUCCGCAAAUGGGCUUAACAACGACAACAUUCGUCAGUACACCGAAUGGGAAUGCAAAGCAUGGGAUUCUCGAUAGUUUUACUGAGAGUGAAUCGAGGCGAGAGAAUGGGGGACAAAUUGCCCUCAAUUCCUCCCCGAGGGUUAGUAGGGGUGCCAAGGGGAGGUCCGAUGGGGAGGAAGAGAGUAGUAGGGAUGUGAGUGAUGAGUCCGAGAAUACCCUGAGGAUGGAUGAGUGUACAGCAUCAAAGGAGGGGUCACCCGUGUCAAAGAAGAAUAUCAAUGGAAAUGGGAAUAUGAUUCGUAUGAAUGGUUCCGUAAAGACGCUGAAUUUCACACCGCCGCAACAUUCCACAACUAUUUUACCACCGAAUCAGCAGACCCCCAUUAACAACAAUGUUCAGUGCAAUGGGAGAAAUUUGCACGAUGCAUCCGUUGAUUCCAUUGACUUCGAUGACAGCCAGCAGCAACUUUUGGGGCAUUCAACACCGAAAAGUGCAAAAAAUACCCCGAAUCACGUUACACACGAUCGAUGCAACGACAUCAAAUAUCACAAUGGUUCCAGUGAAAUCCUAUCCCCAAAUCACAAUGGUAUCACAAAGUGUGAUGACACCUACAAUUGGAUUGUCAACAAUGUGGGGAGUGGGAAGAGUCAUCAGAACAACGAUCACACCUAUCGAAGACCAAUUGUUGGACCAAAUGGAUAAAAAGAUGAGACAAUUCACCGUGAUCGCUGCCAGGUAAAAGAAAACACUCCAUUUUUUUUUAAUUCACGUGCUCUCCCUCAUGUGCCACAGAAAACUCUCUCCACGCCCCAAACUUUUUUUUAAAAGAAAUUUUUAAAAAUAUUUUCCCGCUAAGAAAAAAAAACUAAGCAGAAUGAAAAGAAAAUUCUACAGCGUAUCCAAGGGUUGUGAUCAUGAUCUUGCGCUUGAAAACAAGAUCAGUUUUUAAUGACGUCCUACUUUCGAUCUCACAAAUGCGCGAUCAAAGAUCAAUGGACAAUUUUGGGCGUCAUACUGCGCCACUUAAUUGCUCAACGAACUCGAAUGAUUUGAUCUUUGAUCUAUGCAUGAUCAUCAGUGAUCACUGAUUUUGACUUUAAUGAAAACAAAAAGAUACAAACUUCCUUAAAAAAUUCAUUGAUCUUUUUCGGCUGACUUUUUUUUUACAAAAAUAAAUUUUAUUCAAAAUUUUUCGGUAUUUAUUUUGUAUUUUAAAUUAGUUGUAUGAUCUUAAAAGAUCAUGAUCUUGACUGCAUAGAUAAAACAACCUUGUUACUUUUUUUUUCGGCUAAUAUAUCAAUCACAAAUUGUGAGCUUCGAUGGGUUUUAAACGCGAGAAAGAGAAACAAAAAUAUGUCAAAUAGGAGGCUAAUUGUAUCGAGAUUUAUGCUUGACUUACAUAAUACUUUAUGUUUGGUUGCUAGGAAUUUUUUUCUGGCUGAGAGAAAAUGAAGAAUGCCAUCAAGAAGUGAAUUUUCUGUUGAAAAUUGUCUAAUUUUUCAAUUUUAGACCGAUAUUUUAGCCCCAAAUCGUUUCCUUUGGGAACAGUUUGUCUUAAGCAAUCAAACAUCAAGUUCUAUGUACUUGAAGCAUAAGUAGAAUCAUGGUGUAAAAAAUAUCUAUUCUCUGAAGAAAGAUAAAAACAAAAUGAAAAAUAAUUAUGAAAAAGGAUAUUAACCUUGCUGUCUUCACCAUUUGGUCUUAAAAAAAUGCGAAGAUUUAUUGCAUAAAGUUUUGUAAGGGUAUUUUUUGGAAUAUUUUUUAAGAUUGGAUAAAUCUUUCGAAUGAUAAAAAUUAGUUUUUAGUGAUGAACUACAAAAAAUGGUGGCAGAUUGAAAUCUCAUUAUUAUAAUUUAUGGGUUAAAAAAAAAUACUUCUUUAUUAUAAAAAUUACAACAAAAAAAUUACCAUUUCGCUCAAGAAUAAGGAGACAAAAAGUAAGUAUAUGGAGUAUAUAAUUAAUAUGAUUUUUUUUAAAAUUUAUACAACUUAAUGUAUAGAUUUUGAGAAAAACUUUUUUUUUGCCUUGUUGCAUGCAAGAAUUUAAUUUUUCGUCGUGAAAUGCAAAAUUAAAUAUUAUAAAAAUGAAUAAAAAAAAAUCAAGAAAGAAACCUAAAAGAGAGUUAGAUUUAAAGAAAAAAAAAGUAGGGGCUACUAAAGGGAGGUAUAAGGAAGUUAGAUACGUAUAUGUUAAAUAAUUACCGUUAGUUCUUGUACCUGAUUACAUCAUAUAGAUAUUUUUUAAAGAAACAUAUAUUACAACAUAAAACAAAAAAAUAUUAUGAAAAAUAAACCAACACAAAUAACAUUGCAUAAAAGCACAUUUCUUUCACACACACUUUUUUUCCUUUUGCAUUUCACAAACUAUUGUGUAAAAGAAACAUUCUUUAAAAAAAACAAAAAUUCUCCCCAAGAAAAUAUUUCCUUUAAUUUUUUCUUAUCGUACACGAUGGCAUUGUCUUUAAUUGGCUCUAAAAUAACUUUCAAAAACAAAUAAUACACAAAAAAAGGAUAAGUGCAUAAAAAAUUCAAAUUAAGAAAAAAUAAGAUAAAUUUACAAAAAAAAAGUUUUUUACUUAAGGGACGAAAUUAAGGUCAAAUCUAACGGCAAAAAAAAACAUUUUAUUGUGCCUUUAUUGUACAAAAAAAAAAGAAACAAUUUGAGAAAAAAAAAUGAUUUAAAAAUACAUAAUUGAAAUUUUUGCAAAUUUCGAAAAUUGAAGGAAAAAUUUUGAAAAAAAAAAUGAAAGCACGUUAAUUACCAGUUAAAUCAGAAAAGGAAAAAAAUGUUACAAGUAUAAAAAAAAUACCAGAUUUAAACAUAGAAAUGGGAAGAUAUUGAAUAUUUUGAGAAAAAGAAAAGAUUUAUUGAAUGGGUACGAGAAUGGAUAAGAAAGGCUUUUUUCCUUAUAGGUCUUAGGCAACACACAAACACAAAGUUUUGUGUGAAGAAUUAAUUGAAAUGGGCAAAGGAUGAAUAACAAACCCUAUAAAUUUAUAUCUCUUAACUUUCUGUCAUUUGUGUAAAUCAUUGUGGACAAUUUAUUAAGUGUGCCCUCCCUUUUCUUAAUUAAUUAAUAGGUAAUAUUAUUAAUUAUAUUUUCUAAUUAUUAUAAAAAACAAAAACAUUUUUCCCAAUUUUAGUGGUAAUCAAAGAUGCAAAAAAAACUCUCAUGAAUUAUUUUUUAAUAAAAGGAAACAAGAAAAACUACUAAUAAGGGAAAGAAAAUUUCAGAUAACAUUUUUUUCAGAUAAAUGGAAUUUUUUAUAGAAAAAAAAUCACACAGUGCCAAUAAAUAUAAAACCAUUAAAUCCCAGAAAAACCACACAAUAGAAUAAUUCUAGCAACAGUGUUAUUUAUUUAAUAUAAAACAAAAUGAAAAUCAAUACAUAAAAAACCAGAUUUUUUAAUUAUAUUUAUUAAACAGAAACACAUAAAAGUGCAAUAGACAGCUUUAAGGUUUAAUUUUUUUUUUUCAAAUUUAAACACACACAGAACUUUUUUAUAAAAAAAAUCUCUUCCACUUCAACCAUUUUUAUUUCCAUAAAAUGAUUUUUUCAUUCCUUUAUUUUAUUCCUGUUUUUAUUUUUCUUGCUUAAUGUGCAUUUAAAUAACAUGAUUAAAAAACAUUCAAUAUGAAUGAUUUCCUUUUUAUUGGGAAAUUCCUCAAGAGUACGUUGAAUUUGGAACUGAAACUUCAACUUUUUAUCAUUUUUUUUAAACUGGAAUGUGAUUACCACUUAUAAGAUUUUCUCCCAAAAAGAGUCCAAUUAAAAUUUUUAAUCUUAAAAAUAUUAGCGAAUUCUAAUUUUUCAGAGUUUUGGUUUAUUUUUAGGUUUUUAUUAAUAAUUUUCUCGUUUUUUUUUUAUUUUUUUAAAUUAAUUUUUGAUUGUUUGCUAAAUAUCUCCGGAAAGUAUUUGAAGCAUAUUUAAUUCAUUGAUUGUUUCCAAAAAAAGGAGUCUAUUCAUUUUUGCUAGUGGCAUGAUUUAUUUUAAGUUUAGACGAAAAAAAAAUAUUUUGACAUUUCAUUGAGUUUUGUAAAAAAAAAAGUUGUUUUUCUUUUCGCUACUUUUAUUUUAUAAAAGAAAAGGAUCUAAUGUUUUUAAUAUUAAAAAGUUUUCCAUCCGAUAUUUUUUAUUUUGAAAAAUAUUUUAACAAUGUACUUAAACAUUAUUGCUCCUAAAAGCAACCAAAACUCAAUAAAAAAAAACUACUAGAAUUCGCUAAACGGUUUGAAUAUAACUUUUUAAUUUUUGUAUUUAAUUACUGAACAUUUUUUUUUCAAUUUAUUGAAUGUUCUAUUUUUAAUAGAAUUUCCAAAAACGUCCAACAUUGUGUGAAUUUUUUUUUUAAUUUUGCAAAAGAAAAUAAAUUGAGAUGGGGAUACAUAAAAAAUAUCUAUGUAAAAUGUUUGUAAAGUGUAAGGAAUAUUUGUAAAAAAGAAAUUAAGACACAAAAAAGAUAAAAGAAUGUUGUAAUGUUUUUGAGAAAAACAAACAAAGAAUGAAAAAGUUAUUCAUGUUAAAUAUGAAAACAGAGAAAUAUUUGGCACUGGAAGAUUUAUUAUUACUGUAAAUGCAGAGAAAUUAUGAGUAAAGUAAAAGCUUCGCAAAGGGAAGCUGUAUGAAUGGGGGGAAAAAGAAAAGAAAUUUGCCGUUUUUUGUCAAUUCUAUUGAAUGUUGAUGACAAAAAUAGAGGGGGAGAGAAUGAUUCCUCUCCAUUUUAUUUCUAUAAUUUGGUUCUAUAAAACUACACACAUGAAAUAAAAAAAAAAAGUAAAUUCUGGGAGAAAAAUUUGCAAUAGUUGUGGGACAAAGACAAUAUAUCACAUUUAUAUACGAAAGGCUAAAGAAAAUGAAAAGGUAUUUUUUUUUCUUUUUUUUUUAAUAAACUUAGAAAACAAAUCUAAUUUCCAUAAUAUUUAAUUUAAUAAGAAGAGGCUAGAAGAAUCACACAAAUAUUUCUUUAUCUCAUUUUUCCUUGCAAUGUUUUAUUUUAUCUAUCAAAUUAUUUGUUUUCUUUUUUUUUUUAAUUCACAAAGAAUUCAGUAAAAAAAUAUCUAAAUUGCUUAAUUUGUUUUAAUUAAGUCAGAAUGAAAAGAAAAGUAUGCACUUCUUUUGAUUUAUGAUUUUCUUUUUUGCAUUUUUAUUUUAAAUUCUUUCCUAUCUUUAUUAACACUCCAAAGUUUAAUUAGCUGAAGUUUCAAUAAACAAAUCAGAAAGAAUUUUUUAAAUUCUUCAGCACAAAAAAAAUCAACCACAAGAAAGUUUUUUUUUUAAAUUAAAAAUGCACUCACUUCUUUUUUUAAUGAUAGUUACCAUUUUUUGUAAUAUUAUUUUUAUAACAAUUUAAGAGGAAAAGUAAACCUAAAAAAAAACUGAAAGAAGAUUAUUUUGUAAAUAAUUUUUGGUAAUAUUUGUAUUUUAUUGUUUUCACCGUAAUAUUUUAUUUUUUUUAGCGAUAGUAACUUCUUAAUUCUUUUUUAUUGCGUUGAGUGGAUAAGAAUGGAUAUUUUUUUCGUUUUGAAAUCUCCCAUUUUUUUGUUAACGAACAAUCUUUUAAUUUCAUGACAAAUUAAUAUUGAUGAGAUUCUUUUAAUUAAAGGCUUUUUUUUAAAUCAAGUUCUAAAGAGGGUUAAUAACAACACCAAACAUUCCGCAAGAAAAAAUUUUCACCACCAACAAGCAUUUUAAUUUUCUUAAUGAAAAUAAUAACAAACAAUAAAAAGAACGUAACAGAAAAUAAUUACCUCCAAUUUUUAUAUUCACCAUAAUCCUGUUUUUUUACAAACAAACAAUAGACCAAGUUUUCUUUUUUAAUAGAUAUUUGGAUAAAAAAAAGAAAAGAUAUUAUAAAAGAGAAAAAAGCAAAAUAUAUUAAGUUAUAAAAAUGCUAAUUGUUAUGAUUAUAUUGCUUUUAAAUAGAGCAGCUGAGACGAAAAAAAGAGAUAUGAUUGUUUUAAUUUUUUUUAUAUAAAAAGUAUAAAAAAUAGUUUAUUUUUAUUUUAGAAGAAAAUGAAACUUUUUUUGAUAAAAAAGUAAGAUACGACGAAAAUUACCUUUCAGAAAUGAAAGUUUGUUCUACCUCAUAAGUUUCAGAUUUUAAUUAUUUUUAAUAUAUUUAUUUUAUUAAUAUUUUUUUCUUCUAUUUUUUUUUGCUCUAAAGUAGAAUUUUCUUAAGUAUUUCCUUUGCAACGAAGAAAAAAGAGAUAUGCAUAUUUUGGCAGGAUUUUUUUUUUAAAUAAAAUGUUUGAAUGUAAGAUGAUGAAAAAAUUCUCGAAAUUACAAAAAAAAUGAAAGAGAAGAAGGGAAAAAAUUUAAUGUUACUUGUGAUUUCAUAAUAUUUGCAAUUAUGAAAUGAAUUAAGAUAUUUUUGCAAGUGUAAGGAAUUAUUUAAGUGAAAAAAAGAAACAAAGAUAAAAAGCAGAGAGGAGAUUUUCAAUUAAUACUUUUGUAAUAUGGAUAACAAAUUGGAAUAAACCGUAUGUUAAUGAGAAAAUA
Messenger RNA from Lutzomyia longipalpis, 10550 nucleotides. It is a transcript of the gene plum, whose product is annotated as protein sidekick-2. The transcript is spliced from 13 exons. NCBI's taxonomy places the organism in Eukaryota, Metazoa, Arthropoda, Insecta, Diptera, Psychodidae. The coding region runs from base 879 to 4751 and encodes 1290 amino acids. Gene Ontology annotation, biological process: axon guidance; cell-cell adhesion. Gene Ontology annotation, cellular component: plasma membrane; axon. The record is from RefSeq and is a predicted model, not a curated record. Gene Ontology annotation, molecular function: protein binding; interleukin-1 receptor activity.